AUGACUCGUAGUCGAAACGUCCGUCUCUACCGCGCGUGCCAGCGGUGUCGCCAGCGGAAACUGAAAUGUGAUCCGACAAAUUUGUCGGAUGGAACAAGAUCCUCAUGUACAGAAUGUCUUCGCGCCGGCGAUGCGUGUAUUCUGGCCGGGUCGCGGCGCGGAGGCGACUUCUCGCGAUUUCGACGCUCACCGCAGAAGCAAGGACCUACGCCACCCCUUAGUAGCGUCGACGCGGACCACGGACUGGCAAGCCGGCAGGGUGGAGAUCAUGGGGAAAGAGCUGAAGAUCCCAUUUAUGCUGAUUUAACAAACGCCGACGAUGCGCUCCAGAUUCUCGCUCGACUCGCGGCGAACGACCCCCGGCCCUCCGAUCAUCCAAACGACUCGACAUCCCGGGAUUUCCAUCAAACGAGUCCCUUUGCUGGUGAUAGAACACUUGUCCCUUCGCAGGCCCCCGUUUUCCUGUCGACGCUCUCCGAAACGGAAACAUUGGUGAUCGGGGUGUUGGGCACGGACACCGUGGCCCGCCUAAUCAAUCACUACGCUACAAAUUACCAUACCUUCUGUCCCCUCGCAUCUAGAAGGCUUCUGGCGGCAACGGACCCGAGCAAGGCAGCGGUGGACGAGCCAUUCCUGCUGACAGUGAUUCUGACCAUCGCAUCCAAAGACGAGCAAUCAUACCGCGAUAUUCACCAACAUUGCUGGCGCGCUCUGAAACAGCAUUUACUGGAUAUACUGUUGGUCGCGCCAUCAACCGUAAAUGUCGGGUCAGUCGAGGGUCUCCUGCUUCUCGCAGAGUGGGUUCCUUACUUGCAGCUCCAAACCCCUGCCUAUCCCGAGCUCUUCCCCGGGAACCUGAGCGCGGUCGAGGAUAAUAUGGCCUGGUCACUUAUUGGCCAGGCCAUCUCCAUGCGCAUGGGACAGUUGUUCUGGUCGCAUGGGCCUUCUCUCUCAACUUGCUUUACAGUUGAUGACUUUCCAAGUCUGCGGCUCAGUUCGGACGCACAACACAACUAUGCACUGGUGCUACAGGCCACUCUUGAACUCACACAACUGCUUCACAACGUGCACGACAUUUUGUAUUCGUCUACUGAACGAAGAAACCAGAUGGUUCGGCGAGGGGACUACAAUCGCUAUUUGGACGAUUUCCGGCACUCCAUGUCCGCGUGGCAAGACCGUUGGGAUGAUCUGGAGACAUCACCAAAGCUGGAAAGCACGCUGCGUAUUUUCAAAGAAUACGUUCGCUUGUAUACUAAUGCCUUCUCUUUCCAAUCACUCCUUUCCAGGACUGUCCACCACAACCGCCUCGGUGGAGACACGGCUCCCGCAAGGACUUUGGAAUCAAAAAGUGCCCCAUCACUGUUUCCCCAGGGCAUCAUGUCGACUGCAGAGGGUGCAUACAUGCUCGAAGCAGUGGAUGCUGCCCGCAAUAUCCUGACAGUAGCCAGCCAGACAAGCCCUGAGGCGCGUCUUCGCUAUAUGCCAUUCCGCUUUUACGUGUAUCAGCAGCCUGCAACUGGAUAUAUGCAAGGAUGGGCUCUCGCUUCUUUGACCUUGGCCUUUAUGUCUAUCUGCCUCGUGCUAGCUAUUGAUAAUACCAUUCUAGCGACGGCGAUACCCCACAUCACCAGCGACUUCAAAAGCCUCAACGAUAUCGGCUGGUAUGGCUCUUCCUACUUGAUCGCGCAGAUGGCACUGCUGCCGACCUGCGGCUGCCUCUACGCAUUCUAUAAUAUUAAGUGGGUGUACUGUAUCUCGCUGGCCGUCUUCGAAAUCGGCUCCAUCGUCGCGGCAGUCGCGCCGAACUCGAUGGCGCUUAUCAUAUGGCGAGCAGUCUCUGGCAUCGGCGCGGCUGGUUUGGUGAGCGGGACGACAACUAUUCUGUCGUAUUGCGUGUCGUUGAAAAAGCAGGCGAUGCUGUCGCCUAUCGUCCUGGGCAUGUACAACAUUGGAUCGGCUAUUGGACCACUCGUGGGUGGUGCGAUAACCGAUAAUAAGGUGCUGACUUGGCGGUUUAUUUUCUGGAUCAAUCUCCCCUUCGGAGCUGUUGGGCUGGUUCUGGUCUGGUUCACCUUAAGGAAACCUCCACCCGCAGUAAAGGGGGACCUACCCUGGGGCCAAAAGUUACGUCAACUUGACCUUCCAGGGGCUACUCUGCUGCUCGGUGCAACCGUGUGUUUGAACUUGGCAUUGCAGUGGGGUGGCAUUGUCUACCCAUGGUCUGAUGCCAAGGUGUUCGGCGCGAAUAUCCCUCUUCGCAUCUUUCAAAGUCGUACCGUCUCGGCAUCAUGCGGCUUCAUGAUGCUCGUUCAGGUGGCUAUAGUAGUGCAAUCGUACUUUUGGCCCAUAUACUUCCAGUCGGUCAGGAACACCAGUGCCAGAGACUCGGGGAUCAAUCUACUCCCAUUGAUCGUGUCCAACAGCCUCGGCACGCUCUGCGCGGGCUCUAUCGCGUCGAGAUUCGGGCACUAUGUACCGUUCAUGUGGGUCGGACCUCUCGUCUUGGCUACCGGAGGGGGUCUAUAUCAACUAGUCCGUGCCGACAGUCCGCUCGGACAGUGGAUAGGGUUCCAAAUCCUGUCUGGGCUUGGCUAUGGCAUCUGUAGCCAGAUGCCGAUCCUGGCGGUGCAGGUUGUCCUCAGCAAGCCAGAUAUCCCAACGGGCCUUGUCAUGAUCAUGUUUUUCCAGAUCCUUGGGGGCGCGCUGGCUCCUAGCGUGGGGCAGAACCUCUUCACCGAUGGGCUUCUGCGAAAUCUCAGCAAGGUGCAGGGAAUAGAUGGUGCGGUUGUAGUGGCGGCCGGUGCAAGUGGUUUCAGGGAGAUAGUUCCUCCCGAGCUGCUGAGUGCCGUCGUGGAUGCAUUUAAUUCUGCUUUACGGAACGUGUUCUGGGUGGCGCUUGCUACGCCAGCCCUUGCUUGGAUAACAAGCUUCGCAAUGGAGUGGCGGCAAUUGCCUGACUCUAAGAGACAGGUUACCCAAACUCCAGCCGAGGAGGACGUGGAGAAAUAG
Molecule: messenger RNA, 3009 nt
Organism: Aspergillus viridinutans
Lineage: Eukaryota; Fungi; Ascomycota; Eurotiomycetes; Eurotiales; Aspergillaceae
Exons: 8
Coding region: 1-3009 (1002 amino acids)
Biological process (GO): transmembrane transport; regulation of DNA-templated transcription
Molecular function (GO): transmembrane transporter activity; DNA-binding transcription factor activity, RNA polymerase II-specific; zinc ion binding
Source: RefSeq, a predicted model, not a curated record